CAAUUCCCAUCCCACCCCCGCACCCACCGUGGCCCGAGUAGCCGUGGCCGCCGCGGCAGGCCGGCAGCGCCCUCCCGGCGGUGAGCGCAGCCCGGCGCGCGCGUCGCGGCCACCGCCGCGCUCGAAGCGCCCAGAUCUAGGGCCUAGCGGCCCCCCUCCUCCAUGGCGCGGCGACUGCCGUUGUGGACAGCGCUGCUCCUCCCCUUCCUCCUCACCGGCGUUGGUACCGCCGCCGCCGCAUCCCCGCCCCACGAUGAGUGCCCGGUGCCUACUAUCGUGGAAUCCGUUCUUGGUACUCGAGACACGUGCUCGACGCUGGAUCUUGGCAACCCGGUCGGCGUCGUGGAGGGGGAUGAGUUCACCUUAGCAACGGCAGUUAAUCUUCUUCAUGCAAACAAGGAUGACUAUAUUGCUGUACUUUUCUAUGCCUCGUGGUGCCCAUUCUCACAAGAAUGCAAACCAAAUUUCGAGACACUGGCCUCCUUAUUCCCAACCAUUAGACAUUUUGCAUUUGAGGAAUCUGCAAUUAGGCCAAGCAUAAUUUCAAGAUACGGCAUCCAUGGUUUCCCAACACUCUUUCUCUUGAAUUCAACCAUGAGAGUACGGUAUCAUGGACCAAGGACUGUUAAACCACUUGCAGCUUUCUAUACUGAUGUCUCAGGUAUCAAUGCCUCGGUCAAUGUCAAGUCAACUGCAGGGGAGACCAUGGUACAUCCCUUGCACGAUAUUGAGCGGCAAAAGGAUGCUGAACAGGAAAAUUGCCCGUUUUGGUGGGCUCGGUCGCCAGAGAAAAUACUUCAGCAGGAUACUUAUCUAGCAUUGGCGACCGCAUUUGUUAUUUUGAGGCUGCUGUAUCGUCUUUUUCCAAAGAUUGAUUCCUUUGCUAGAUGGGCAUGGAGGAGGCAUAAUCUGUUUGCAAACUUGAUGGGGGCACAUGAAUAUUUCCUCACCUACCUUGAGCAAGGAAGACAGAAGUUUCAUCGGCUAUACCCUUCAAGUUCGAAGCGAGGAAAUCUGCAGGAGGGGGCAAUGAACGCUACCGCUUGGGCCUCCAAAUCAUUAGCAUCUGUUUCGAUUGGAGAACCAAGUGCGAUUGGAAGGACAAACUCUACCAGUGAGCUUAGAUGAAGUGUAACCCUUUUUUUCUCCACAGAGAUAUAUGUACAGUACAGUAGAGCGAUCUUAUGGACACCCAGAAUCUGUUGUAACGGCUGUAUUUCUCUUUGUAUCCUCUCCUCCUUAGAAUAAGUAUAUCCAUGGUUUUGCACCUUUUUUUGUUGUUACAUCCCAAUUCUUCGGAGGAGUAAAGUUUCUGGUGUAUUGAGUAGUGUCUUGUGUUCUGAAAUUUGGAAUAUGUACCAGUAUGUUGGAGCCUUGGAGGGCAUCACAAUAGGAUAUUGUCACUUUCUGCUGUCAUGCCGUCCUUGGUCUGUCAUAGAAAUUAGCAAUUUAGGUGUUUAGGGUUUAGGAAUGGUAACAGGAUCUCUUGUCGGUGGUAAUGAUUACUGGCUGUAAUUAGAUUGGAUAGUACUUUCUCCGUUCUUUUUUAUUUGUAACGGUUUAGUGUAAAAAUGAACUAGCGAAUGGUAAAUAUUUAAGAACGGAGGUAGUACGAAAGAAUUUUACUAAA
This is a messenger RNA of Zea mays, 1630 nucleotides long. Its product is annotated as adenosine 5'-phosphosulfate reductase-like 4. The transcript is spliced from 4 exons. NCBI's taxonomy places the organism in Eukaryota, Viridiplantae, Streptophyta, Magnoliopsida, Poales, Poaceae. The record is from RefSeq and is marked provisional. The coding region runs from base 163 to 1128 and encodes 321 amino acids.